This is a messenger RNA of Carassius carassius (crucian carp), 3377 nucleotides long. Its product is annotated as NLR family CARD domain-containing protein 3-like. Lineage: Eukaryota; Metazoa; Chordata; Actinopteri; Cypriniformes; Cyprinidae. Gene Ontology annotation, molecular function: protein binding. The record is from RefSeq and is a predicted model, not a curated record. The transcript is spliced from 9 exons. Bases 1 to 3348 code for a protein of 1115 amino acids.
AUGCACGAUGGGUACCUGCUGCUUCUCGUGGCGAACUCCGAGUCGGCCCAGUGGGUUGGACUCCCGGUCGUCCAGAUGCUGGUGGAGCUGCACAAUGGCUGUCGGGACCCGACUGAAACUGUGCUGAUCAACAUUCACACGCUCAUAGAAGCUCAGAGAAUAAACUCGUAUUGUGGCACAGGUUUUGGUCUGCCCUCAUCUAAACUACAACUGACUCCUGAAUACCAUCAAACCUCUGCAGGAAUCAGCAAAAAGAAGGAGUACUCUGACAACAAAAUGAGUCUCUGUGAAGAGAAUGAUGAUGAAGACACUUCCUCUAAAAUAAGUUUUCCUAAAUCGAGCUGCAAUCUGCCCUCUGCCUUCAGUGAUGCAGCAGAGACCUCUGACCCCAGCAGAAGGACGAGGCAGAUAUCAGACUCUCCAACACUCAGCAGUGUGUCUGUGAAGAGUGACGACUCUAUGGAGCAACAUCCUGUAUUUAGUGAUAGACCAGUAACCUCUGAUCCUCUCAGGGGGGGCAUAAAAGAGCUGAUCAAAUCCGAGCCAUCCUCUAUAACCCAUUAUCAGAGGUACGUCAGACAGGAAAGAACUAAAUCAGUCCUGCAGAAACAAACACUGAAGACUGGUGACCUGCAGAGAGUUAAAGAGCAGCACAAAACCAGCAUUAAGAGCAAGUAUGAGAGAUUAUUUGAGGGAAGUAAACUCCAGGGGAAUGAAAGCCUCCUGAACAAGAUCUACACACAGCUCUACAUCAUAGAGGGAGAGAGAGAAGGAGUGAAUGAAGAACAUGAGGUUUUACAGAUGGAGAAAACAGCCAGAACACAACACCCACAAGACACUCCAAUCUACUGCAAUGACAUCUUUAAAGCCUCCGCUGAAGCAGGAUGUGAGGAGAAAGAGCAGAUCAAGACUGUUCUUACUAAAGGCAUCGCUGGAAUCGGAAAAACUGUCUCUGUGCAGAAGUUCAUUCUGGACUGGGCCGAGGGAAAAGCCAAUCAGGAUGUAGAUUUCAUGUUUGUGCUUCCAUUUCGAGAGCUGAACUUGAUCCGAGAUUAUCAGUAUAGUCUUCACAGACUUCUGCUGGACUUUCAUCCUGAACUUCAAGAUCUGGACUCACAGAUUUAUGAGGGGUGUAAAGUUGUGUUCAUCUUUGAUGGUCUGGAUGAAAGCAGAAUCACGCUGAUGUUUUCAGAUGCUCAGAAAGUUUGUGAUGUGACUGAGACUUCAUCAGUGCCUGUGUUGAUGUCAAAGCUCAUGAAAGGAGAGCUGCUUCCCUCUGCUCUCAUCUGGAUCACCUCCAGACCAGCAGCAGCCAAUCAGAUCCCCUCCAAAUACAUCCACCGUCUGACAGAAAUUCAGGGAUUCACUGAGCCUCAGAAGGAGGAAUAUUUCAGGAAGAGAAUCAGUGAUGAGCAUCAAGCCAGCAGAAUCAUCUCACACAUCAGAAGAGCAAGAAGCCUCCACAUCAUGUGCCACAUCCCCGUCUUCUGCUGGAUCUCUUCCACUGUGCUUCAGAAGCUCCUGGAAGAAGAUCUGAGAGCAGAAAUCCCUCAAACUCUGACUGAAAUGUACAUCCACUUCCUGCUGAUUCAGAUCAACAUGAGGAAGCAGAAGUAUGAAGAUAGAGAUCCAGAGAAACUCCUGCAGUCCAACAGAGAAGUGAUUGUGAAACUUGCUGAAGUGGCUUUCAAACAGCUGAUGAAGGGUAAUGUGAUGUUCUAUGAGGAGGACCUGAUUGAGAGCGGCAUAGAUGUCACUGACGCCUCAGUGUAUUCUGGGAUUUGCACUGAGAUCUUUAAGCAGGAAUCUGUAAUUCAUCAGAGGAAAGUCUACAGCUUCAUUCAUCUGAGUGUUCAGGAGUUUCUCGCUGCUUUCUAUGUGUUUUACUAUUACAACAGACAAACAUCUGUCACAUCCAAGUUUUUUGAUUUAAUUUAUAGUUUACUGGAAGGUGCAAUAGAUCAAACCCUUAAAAAUGGGAAUGAACGUCUGGAUCUGUUCCUGCGGUUCCUGCUGGGUGUCUCACUGGAGUCCAAUCAGAGACUCUUACAUGAUCUACUGACACACACAGAGAACAGCUCAGAGAGCAUCAGGAGAGCCACACAGUACAUUAAAGACAAGAUCAAAGAUGGACAUGGACUCUCCACUGAAAGAUCCAUAAAUCUGUUCCUCUGUCUGCUGGAAGUGAAAGAUCAGACUCUGUCCAGAGAGAUUCAGGAGUUUGUGAAAUCCGACAAACACUCAGAGAAGAAACUCUCCGCUGCUCAGUGCUCAACAAUCUCCUACAUGCUUCAGAUGUCAGAGGAGACACUGGAUGAACUGAACCCCAUGAAAUACAACACAUCAGAUGAAGGGAGAAGAAGACUGAUACCAGCUGUGAUCAACUGCAGGAAAGCUCUUCUUGCCAGCUGUAAUCUCACUUGUCAGGAUUGUGAAAUUGUGUCAUCAGCUCUACAAUCCUCAAAUUCUGUCCUGAGAGAGCUGGAUCUGAGUAACAAUGACCUGCAGGAUUCAGGAGUGAAGCUUCUGUCUGACGGGUUAAAGAGUCUAAACUGUCAGUUGGAGAUACUGAGGUUGUCAGGCUGUAUGGUGACAGAGGAAGGCUGUGGUUAUUUGUCUUCAGCUCUGAGUUCAAACCCCUCACACUUGAGAGAGCUGGAUCUGAGCUACAAUCACCCAGGACAAUCAGGAGUCCAGCUGCUCAGCCACAAACUGCAGGAUCCAAACUAUAAACUGCAGAUACUCAAUAUUGACCAUGGAGGAGGGACCAGGAUUUUACCAGGACUGCGAAAAUAUGCCUGCUGUCUCACACUGGAUCCAAACACAGCUCAUUCUAAACUCGUCCUGUCUGAUGACAACAGGAAGGUGACACGAGUGGAAGAUCAUCAGUCGUAUCCUGAUCAUCCAGAGAGAUUUGAUGGCUUUGAGCAGGUUCUAUGUAAGGAGAGUCUGACUGGACGCUGUUACUGGGAGGCUGAAUGGAGUGGAAGGGGUGCUGAUAUUUCAGUAGCUUAUAAGAGAAUUAGGAGGAAAGGGCUGAGUGAAGAUUGUUGGUUUGGAUACAGUGAAAUGUCCUGGAAUCUGUAUUGCUCUAGCAGAAGUUAUUCUGCUUGUCACAAUCUAAAGCAAACAGAUAUUCCUGCCCCUUCAUCGUCUAAAAGAGUUGGAGUGUAUGUGAACUGGUCUGCUGGCACUCUGUCCUUCUACAGUGUCUCUGACACACACAAAUUCACACACUUACACACAUUCAACAGCACAUUCACUGAACCCCUCUACGCUGGAUUUAAGGUUUAUCCAGACUCCCCUGUGUUGUUGCAGCCGAACCCCUUAGACAUACCCGUCAUAUAAAAACACAGCUAAAUAUUCUUGAAACAUGU